AUAGUUUUUGCAACACAGCUAUUAAAUAAACACAAGGAAACUAUAGAUCAACAAAAAUUAAAUAGUUUAUCAACAAAUAUUGACAAAAUUAAUAGUGACACUAAAGAAACGGAAAAUAACAAUGAUGAGUUGCAGAAUCUUAUUGAAACAUAUGAGAAGGAUGAUAUUGAAGAUGAUGAGACCAGCAGUAAACAAACUGGUCGCUAUGCUUGGAAUAACGCAGAAACGCUUUUACUAAUAGACUUGUACAAAGAAAACGAUGCGGCCUAUAGUGGAGGUAAAUUAACGUACAAAAAAUGUUGGAAAUGAAUUACUGAUGGCAUGGUAUCCAAAGGGUAAAAUUUAAGUACUAACCAAUGUAUUUCAAAAAUGGAUUCCCUUAAAAGGGCUUACAAGAAAAUUAAAGAUCAUAAUGCUCAGAGCGGAAAUGAUAAAAAAACGUGUUCUUAUUAUGACGAGCUUGAUGAACUAUUUCAAAAGAAGCCGUGGAUUACGCCACUGUCUGUGGUUGGAUCCAAUAUGCCAUUAGGCAAUUUAGAUACUAACAAUUCAUCAGCAACAAACUUGAAGCGUCCAAAAUCAGCGCUAGAAGCGCUGAAAGUACAGUAUCUGGAGCAAUCGUUGGAAUUAAAGCGAUUGAAACGAGAUGACACAGAAAAUUACAGAGACAAAAAAUUAGCAGUUAUGCAAGAUUUAGUAAAAGUUCUUAAAAAAUAAGAUAUAUUAUAAUAGACAUACUUCUUACUUCAGUAUUGUUGGACAAUAAGUUAGCUUUUGUGUAUUGGAAGCGAUCACUUGUUCAAUAACAGGCUUUCGUACACAUGCUUAUUAUCUUUGCAAUAUCAUUGAUAACUGAAGAUAACAAUUUGUGAUAUUAUGAGAUUAGUCACAAUAUUAUUAGUUAUAUGUAAUAUUUAAGUGUCUCCAAUGUUGUCAUUUAAAUAUUUAUUGAAAAAUAAAGUAUCGGAGAUCAGUGUGAUACUAUCGUAAAGGGAUAAAACUGUUUACGUGGUACUAAAUAUUUAGUUAUAAUUAAAUCUUAAUAAUGAUAUAGUAAAUAUAAUAGAACAGACAGAAUGUACAGUUUUACCCCUGCUCAAAAGUGUCCUAUUCUCUCUAUAUUCAAAGGAACGAUUAGCUUAUUAGCUUUUGACUGAUUAAUUAGUUAAAGAGUACGUACUCAUGUUUAGCAUAUAGAAGUAUAUAACUAUACGUUAAAAUUAAAAAACAAUGUUAUGUGAAACUGAAGUUAACGUAAUGUUCAAACUUACUAUAUAUUGUACAAGGGUUAAAAACAUGUAAAAUUUACAAAUAUUGUAACAAAGGGUUUCA
This is a messenger RNA of Nasonia vitripennis (jewel wasp), 1332 nucleotides long. RefSeq lists its product as uncharacterized. The record is from RefSeq and is a predicted model, not a curated record. Bases 370 to 717 code for a protein of 115 amino acids. The transcript is spliced from 4 exons. NCBI's taxonomy places the organism in Eukaryota, Metazoa, Arthropoda, Insecta, Hymenoptera, Pteromalidae.